AUGGAGAGGCGGAGCAAUAGGAGGCUCUGGAGGUGGAGCCGUAGGAAGCUCUGGGGGCGGAGCCGCAGGAGGCCACGUAGGCGGAGCUGCAGGAGGCUCGAGGGGCUCUGGGGGCGGAGCCGUAGGAGGCUCAAGAGGCUCUGGGGGCGGAGCCGUAGGAGACUCGGGGGGCGGAGCCCUGGAAGGCUCGAGAGGCGGAGCCCUGGAAGGCUCGAGAGUUUCAGGAGGCGGAGCCCUGGAAGGCUCAAGAGGUUCGAGAGGCAGAGCCCUGGGGGGCUCGAGAGGCUUGAGGGGUGGAGCCCUGGCAGGCUCGAGAGGCUUGAGGGGCGGAGCCCUGGCAGGCUCGAGAGGCUUGAGGGGUGGAGCCCUGGCAGGCUCGAGAGGCUUGAGGGGCGGAGCCCUGGAAGGCUUGAGAGGCGGAGCUCUGGGAAGCUCAGGGGGCGGAGCUCUGGAAAGCUUGGGAGGCUUGAGAGACGGGGCCCUGGAAGACUCGAGAGACUUGAGGGGCGGAGCCCUGGAAGACUCGAGAGGUGGAGCCCUGGAAGGCUAGAGGGGCUUGAGGGGCGGAGCCCUGGUAGGCUCGAGAGGGUUGAGAGGCGGGGCCCUGGAAGGCUCGAGAGGCUUGAGAGGCGGAGCUCUGGGAAGCUCGGAGGGCGGAGCUCUGGAAAGCUUGGGAGGCUUGAGAGACGGGGCCCUGGAAGACUCGAGAGACUUGAGGGGCGGAGCCCUGGAAGACUCGAGAGGUGGAGCCCUGGAAGGCUAGAGGGGCUUGAGGGGCGGAGCCCUGGUAGGCUCGAGAGGGUUGAGAGGCGGGGCCCUGGAAGGCUCGAGAGGCUUGAGAGGCGGAGCUCUGGGAAGCUCGGAGGGCGGAGCUCUGGAAAGCUUGGGAGGCUUGAGAGGCGGAGCCCUGGAAGACUCGAGAGGCUUGAGAGGCGGAGCCCUGGAAGGCUCGAGGGGCUUGAGGGGCGGAGCCCUGGUAGGCUCGAGAGGCUUGGGAGGCGGAGCCCUAGAAGGCUCGAGAGGCUUGAGAGGUGGAGCUCUGGGAAGCUCGGAGGGCGGAGCUCUGGAAAGCUCGGGAAAUUCGGACGGCGGAGCUCUGGAAGGCUCGGGAAACUCGGAUGGCGGAGCUCUGGAAAGCUCGGGAAACUCGAAAGGCGGAGCUCUGGAAAGCUCGGGAAACUCGGAUGGCGGAGCUCUGGAAAGCUCGGGAAACUCGGAAGGCGGGGCUCUGGAAAGCUCGGGAAACUAGGAUGGCGGAGCUCUGGAAAGCUCGGGAAACUCGGAUGGCGGAGCUCUGGAAAGCUCGGGAAACUCGGAUGGGGGAGCUCUGGAAAGCUCGGGAAACUCGGAUGGCGGAGCUCUGGAACGCUCGGGAAACUCGGAGGGUGGAGCUCUGGAAAGCUCGGGAAACUCGGAUGGCGGAGCUCUGGAAAGCUCGGGAAACUCGGAGGGUGGAGCUCUGGAAAGCUCGGGAAACUCGGAUGGCGGAGCUCUGGAAAGCUCGGGAGGAGGAGCCCUGGAAGACUCGAGAGACUUGAGAGACUUGGGAGGCGGAGCCCUGGUAGGCUCGAGAGGAGGAGCCCUGGAAGGCUCGGGAGGUGCUGGCUCUAG
Molecule: messenger RNA, 1611 nt
Organism: Xyrauchen texanus (razorback sucker)
Lineage: Eukaryota; Metazoa; Chordata; Actinopteri; Cypriniformes; Catostomidae
Exons: 2
Coding region: 1-1611 (536 amino acids)
Source: RefSeq, a predicted model, not a curated record